UUGUCCUUUGGUUCGAGCCAGGAAGCAAAUUAUCUAUGGCUGCUUGCCUGGACCGUAAACCACUGUCCUCUGCUUACUUCUGUCAUCGAGACAUACGUGAAGCUUUCAGGAACAGUUUGCUGCGUCGUUCCUGAAUCCUGAGUUGCUUUCCUGUGCGUUUUCUGCAUUCCUUAGCAUUGCGUUUGACCUAGUGUCGCUUUCCUUGGUAAACAGCAACAGCGAGGGAACGUUUCUCUAAGCCUGUCAGCUGCUCCUCUUUCACAGUGCGACCGUAGCGUGGAGUUGAAAACUGACCGCGGCGCUUUUGAGAAUUCCCAAAGACACCCCGCGAUGAUUUCCCGCGCGUGCUCCACCGUGCCGCCGGGCCUGGCGCUACUCCGUCGAUUCCGGCGAAAGGAGUUCUCCUUCGCGGCACACCAGAUUCUCGUCCUCGUUUUAACCUUCCUCGCUUACGCGCUCUACCACGCCUCGCGAAAGCCUCCCAGCAUUGUCAAAGGCGUGCUCGACCCCCUCGAUACAGGCAACUCCGUUACUAGCAACCCCUGGACGUUUUACCUCCAGCAGCUGGAAACCUGCCCGGAAAACGGCCUCUUGCGGGCUGAAAAAAAAGCCGGAUGGGCUCCGUUCAACGGCAAAGGCGGGAAAUCUCUUCUCGGGGAGCUCGAUAUCGCGUUCUUAGGCUGCUACGCGAUCGGGAUGUACAUAGCCGGCCACGUGGGCGACCGAAUCGACCUCCGGAUCUUCCUCUCCGUGGGGAUGUUCGGCAGCGGCUUAUUCGUAUCCCUCUUCGGGAUGGGGUAUUUCUGGAAUAUACACUCUUUAAACUACUUCGCCGCGGUGCAAAUGGCGGCGGGGUUCCUCCAGGCGACCGGGUGGCCGAGCGUCGUCGCGAUCAUGGCGAGCUGGUACGGGAAAAAAGGCCGGGGACUCAUCCUAGGCGUGUGGAAUGCGCACACCUCCGUCGGUAACAUCCUCGGAUCGCUCAUCGCGUCAUCCGCGCUGGCUAGCGGCUGGGGCUGGGCGUUUCUCAUUCCCGGAUUCAGUAUUAUGGUCGGAGCGCUGGUCAUGUUUUUGUUUCUCUCCCCGGAGCCGGAAACCCUGGGCCUGGAGUCGCCGCACUCGUUGAUGUUAUCUGAGACGUCGAGUGAGGCUGGCGGCAGCGUGCACGGGACGGGAGACGAGGAGGCGGGGUACGGGGCGGUUGAAUGCGGUGACGUGACUGCUGACGUUUCUGCUGAUGUCACUGCUGACGUGUCGCGAUGUGGUCCAUUUACUGCAGCUGAUUGCUGCGAGCGGAAGGGAACAGAAGCUGCUGGUCUACAGGUUUUAUUGGCUCCUAAGGAGGCUGCUUAUGCGUCACUAUCGGAGCAGCUUACAGUGCCGCUUUUACAGGGGAAGGACGAUGCAGCGCCAGAAGCGGAGGGUCGGAUUGUGAUAACAGAGGACAUGCUUAAAGCGGGGAUUGGAGGGAGCAGCGAGGAGCAUGAGGCGAUUAGUUUCUGGGACGCGUGCCGGAUUCCUGGUGUCGCGGCGUACGCGUUAUGCUUGUUCUUCGCUAAGCUCGUGGCGUACACGUUUCUGUACUGGCUGCCGUUCUACAUCAAGCGGACAGGAUGAGAAGGACGAGCAGGAUGAGAAGGACGAGCAGGAUGAGAAGGACA
Closterium sp. NIES-67 is the source of this 1661-nucleotide messenger RNA. The record is from the annotation of a GenBank genome assembly. NCBI's taxonomy places the organism in Eukaryota, Viridiplantae, Streptophyta, Zygnematophyceae, Desmidiales, Closteriaceae.